This is a messenger RNA of Danaus chrysippus (African queen), 942 nucleotides long. The record is from the annotation of a GenBank genome assembly. NCBI's taxonomy places the organism in Eukaryota, Metazoa, Arthropoda, Insecta, Lepidoptera, Nymphalidae.
AUGGUGGUAGUGCUGAACGGGGUGUUGGCUGACGAGUGCCCCACGUCUGUGAGGGCGCUGCUGUCUGCUCAUCCAGGGUACAGAGACGCAGCAGCACAGCUCCUGGCCACAGCACCCAGGGUCGUCGGACCUCAAGGGCUGUUGUACGUAGCCCAGAGAGAAUUGGCCGCUGUUGUUCCCCACGACAAAAACGUCAGUAUCAUAGGCUCCGACGAUGCCACUUCUUGUAUUAUAGUUGUUGUCAGACAUUCAGGUUCAGGUGCAGUUUCAUUGGCCCAUCUCGAUGGUUCUGGUACAGAGGAAGUAGCGGCGGCGAUGGUCGCUAAAGCACAGCAGCUAGCUGCAGGUUACCCUGAGGGUAGGCUCGAAUUACAGAUGGUAGGAGGAUUCACUGAUCCUCACAGAUAUUCUGACGAGCUCUUCGCUAAUAUCAUGUUGUCAUUCCACCGUCUGUCAGAAGAGAUAGACUUGACGCUAGCGUGUUGUUGCGAAUUAAAUACAGCGUUGGGUGGUUCACCUUCACCACUAGUGACGGGUGUAGGAGUUGAUAUAAGGGCUGGGGAUAUGUUCCCCGCGACUUUCCCCGAUAAAGGACCGGAACUGCCAUUAAGAAGCGCCAGAACCAUCACUGGUGGACCAAACGCUGCUCAGGUGUUUGAUAUAUAUGACAACGGAGUCGGUAUGUUGCGCAUCGGUCCUUUCAACUACGAGCCGCUGCGUAGUGUCGAGUUGUGGCUGGGUCAAUCCGAUGACUUCAUACUACAGCAUCUCAGUACAACGCCGGCCGUUGAGGCGCCGCACUUCGUACAUAAUAUUCGUGUAACUCUAAAGUUCAUCCAACAACAUCCGUUCCCCGCUGUCACAGUGUUCCCUGACAACAGACCUCACUACUACCGUCGAGAUGAACAGACGGGAUGCUGGGUACCAGUCAGAUAUGUAUAA